UGUGGGCGGGGAGGCGGGUAUGGCUUAAUGAUUAAGGUGCUGAAGCCCCAAUAGCUCCAACAAAGGGUUAACGUGCAGCCUGUUUCUUGCUUCGUUUUUCAGUUGAUUUGACGGGCCAUUAUAAUUGUAACUGAAUAUUACAUGGUAGUUUGUGUGUUGACAAUUUUUUAUACAUGAUGUAGCUAGGUGAUUGACCACGGUAUCGUAGAUUUCUGGUCAACUGACUGCCUGUUGAGACUUUUAUUUUGAGUCCUAGCGUCCUAACGUUAACUAACGUUCUACGUUGGAAUCAACAAAGGUAUGUUUUGCCGUUAGUUGUUCCCUGUAUAGUUUAAUCGCUUUACUUGUAAUUAACUGAGACAUAACAUGAUAUGCAAAACUACGCCGUGAACUUGUGUGACAUGGCGUUUAGGCAAAAGGGCAACACAGAACAAAAUCUAGCUAGCUAGCUUGCUAACUCGUAACGAGACCUUACAACUUGCCUUCGUUCUCUGCUCUCGGUUGGUCACUACGCCAGAGCUUAGACUGCUGUUAUAUAGUAAAACAUAAUGCUUUAAAAAAAUAAUAACAUUUAUAAUGCUUCACUGUGAUUAAAAUGUUGCGUUCAAGAAGCUCUGAUUUUAUACAUGAAUGAGACAAACAUUUCUUAACGUACGACUCGUUAUGGUCUGUUUAUGUACAACCUACAUCACAGUUACAUCCACAGGUAAGUUAACCAAACCUUUUACUGUUUAACGGUGUAUUUUAGAAAAAUAAAAAUCCCCGAUAAUAAUGUUAUGUUAUGUGUCGUGCUGUUAGCAAACUGACUAGCUAACGCUAGCUAGCUACCUACGUAGCUAAAGUUAAGCCAAAGAGACAAAUCUCUAAAGCCUAUGGAGAAGUCUGGUGAAGGAAUAUUUUAAGGUAUGCAUUUGUUGCUGAAAACAAAUGCAAAUAAGUCGGUCUGCUCCAAACAUUUAACAUUAAAACAUGGGCAAGUCAACCCCGUUUUUGCUCUUCUUGCCUCCUCCAUUGCUGAUGCUACCACGUUAUAAAUUAGCCAUAUCAUUUGAAUUAGUUUUAUAGUAAAAGGGGCAUUCUGGCCUAAACCCAGCAUUUAUUAUUAUCUGUCGUGUUACGUAGUUAGGGCUAACAUUCUGCAGCGAUGCAGCCUGAUGAGUUUGACGGUUUCACGAUUUUUUAUCCUCUUUGCGUUGUUCUCUCAAUACGAUACCCAGAAUGCAGUGCGUGUAUACCUGCAUUCUUUCACUCAAGAAACAGGCCUCAUUCGGACAUUUCUAUUAAAUGCUUAUGUCGAGCGCUUUAUACAUACAUACAUUCAUCACUUCACGUCUUUUAACUUACUGCAACGCUCUUCUCACUUGUGUACUAUCUCGCUUUCUAAAUAAAUAGCAGCUGCUCGGUUACUUAACGUUAACGUUACAUCAGCCCGUCUGCGUCAUCGUGUUACACCUAUACUCAAAGAUUUGUGCUGGUUACCUGUAUCACAUCGAAUUACUUACAAGCUAUUACUGCUCACAUCCUCUGCUGCUCCGCGCCUGUGGAAUCAGCUCUCACAUCCGAACAGCAGACAGUCUGAACUUUUACAAAUCUUAAAACUCACCUCUUUGGGGACGCGUAUUGUUGCUAAUUUGCCCUUACGUGUAGUUUUUAUUAUUAUUGAAUGUAAUUAGUUUAUUUUUACUUAUUUAUUGUCUUUGUUAUUUUAUGUGCUUUAAUCAUUUGACUUCCGUUUACUAUCAAAUUUAAUAUCAUUUUCUGAACGUUUACUUGUGUGUUUAACAUAUAGUUCUUUUCUUUGUUUUUUAGUUAAUGAUUAAGUGCUUCACACUUUCGGAGAAGGUGCUAUAUAAAUUAAAUUUUUAGCAGUAACCUCACCUAUCUGGCUUCCUUCAAUGUGUUAGGAAGCCAGUGGGGGACAGAAAACACACUCAUGUGUCUGCCCCGAAACACCUGUACUUUUUUGCAAAAGUUCCUCGCACCUUCAAGUUACAUCAUCUGAGGGGGGCGUUGCUAGCCUUUAAACCAGGAAAUCUCACUCUCAAGACUAUUGUGGGUCCACUCAUUUUGACCAGAUUGCCCUUUUAAAGUUACAAACAUUACCAUGGCAACGGCCUGGUACAUAUAAUUCUAGACACUGUCGUUAGACGCCAUUUCUUUGUGUGAAUCCAAGUACUCCGUAAUUCAAUUACUUGGAAGACAGCGGGCAUCUAAAAUGCAACACACCUUUCUGUUGUCAGAAUUUCAUUAAUCCUUCCUCAAACCACAGAAGAGGAAAUCUGAAUUUGUUUCCCAAAUGUAAGUUGCAUCUUCUCUGCUGACGACACGUCUUAAAAUUUUGCAUGAGAACCGGAAACCACGUCUAGCUAGCAGUGCAACCUGUUCACCAACAAAAACCCUGUUCAGAUUCAUGUGGUGUGAAUGAAUGAUAUACAUCAGCUUGAGUGAUUGUGUCUUACUGAUCUUUGAAGGUAAGUCCUAUUUAGUUGACCCCUUCCUUGGACAAACACAAGAGAGGCCUUGACUGCACAUAUAUGGCUUUCUCCUCAUCUACAACCUUUAUCGACAGGUGGAUGAGAGUCUGCUACUCCUCUUCAAUGGUCUUCAACUCCUCUCCCUUGAAAACUGCAGCACCAGCACUCUGUUUCAUCUGACAUCGUUUUUAGACCUUAGACUUGCCGACAUGUCUAACAACUACUCCUACAGAAGCUCACCUGAUGAUUAUAGAUCACGUCAAGACAUGUAUCCGGAUUCGUACCAGCGGGAGUCAGAUGUUUACCGGCCGAGAACUAGAUCAGCAUCUCAGGAGACGAUUCACUCAGCAGCAUCUUCCAGCAGACCUGUGGACUCUUCUGCUCUUGUACCUGGAAAGGCUCUGUCCUUUCUCCAGAGCUGUGGACUGGAUGCGAGUGACCUCUCCCUGCUUGCAGAACUUCCUGAGCAUCUCAUUACAGUUGAAACACUUCCCAAACUACUUUUACAGCUCAAAGAAAGUAAAUUGUCCAGCACUUCUUCAUCUAGGUCCAGCACCACUCAGCCUUGUGCCAAAACUUCAUCUCAUGCUUAUGAAAGCAGCACCCAUGUCCAAGCUGUUGGUUAUCCGUUAGAUCGGUCUGCGCGUCCAUCACACCCACUUCCUCCAGAGCAAGUACAAAGCUGGCAAGACCGUUGGGGGAACCCUCGAAAAACUGGCUCUGCAAUGAACUCUAGCACUACCUUGGGCACUGAGAGUAAAACAAGCACCGUUGUGGACUACAACCACUCCAGGGAUGGACUCUCCUAUUAUAAUGAACAGCCUUACACCUCUGCAGCGUCAAACACGUCUUCAACUGUUUCACACUCUUACACUGAUUACAGCAAAGGCCCCAGGCAGAAUUCUGAGCCUUCACAUGUUAUUUCAGCAGGCCCUGUUUUUAAAGUGCCUACCAGAAAGGAGGCCUCAGACUUCCAUGGCAUACUUCCUCCAGUUUUUCCUUACGCAUGUGUUCUCUGCGACAUUACUGUCUUGACUGAGAAGGACUGGUCAGUGCACAUUAGAGGGGCUCAGCAUGCUAACAAUCAGCUCAAACUUGUGAAAAAGUAUCCGGAGUGGGAUCAGAAUGUUGAAUCUGCUAAAAGGAAUGCGCACCAAGCAACGCAGCAGCCCAGAUCCACCAAGGCAAACGAUCCGUAUCAAAAUGUUCCUAGUAGGAAGGAAGCCUCAGACGUCCAAGGCAGAACUCCUUCAGUAUUUCCCGUCCCUUCUGAAAAAAAGGACUGGUCAGGGCACGUUAGGAGCACUCAGCAUGAUAACAGCCAGCUCAAGCUUGUGGAAAAGUACCCAGCAUGGGACCGGAACAUUGAUUCCACUAGAAGGAAUGAGAGCCAGGUGACAACACAAGCCAAAGUCUUUGAGAAUCGAGAACCACGUUAUAAGACUCCUACCAGGAAAGAGGCCUCAGACUUCCGUGGCAAAGUUCCUCCAGUAUUUCCUUACGCAUGUGUUCUUUGUGACAUUACUGUCCUUUCUGAAAAAGACUGGUCAGUGCACACUAGAGGUGCUCACCAUGCUAACGGUCAGCUCAGGCUUGUGGAAAGGUAUCCACAGUGGGAUCAGAAGAUCAAAUCGUCUAGAAGGAAUGAGGCCCAGGUGAUAUCACAGGCCACAUCCACAGAGACAAAAGAAGGUGGAUCCCAAAAGGAGAGCAAAAAAAAGAAUACUUCAGACAAGGCAAAAACAUCCAACACAAAGACACCACCAAAAGAUCAUGGAAGAGUGGUCUGUGUUACGUUUGCAGCCAGUUCAGUGAAUGAAGAAUACUUGAAAAAAUUGCUUGGACAGUUUGGAGCAGUUGUGAAAGUCAUGAUGUUCCCUGCACUGGCUUUGGUGGAAAUGGGAUCAAAAGACCAGUCAGAGGAUAUAGUGAAGUACUUCACUGAUAAUCCAUUGGCUGUUGAAGGAAAACGAAUAGAAUUUUCCAUCUCUACUACAUUCAGUUUUCUUCAGAGUUCCCGAGUUGUGAGCUUCUCCCCGUUACCUGCUGGAGAUGGGACUACUUCCGAGUUGAUGGCCAUUGCUAAACGUUUUGGAUCUGUAAAAACCUCCUUGUUCCUGCCAAGCCGGGGCUAUGUGGAAAUGACUGAUCCAGCAGAUGCAAAGAAAUUGGUUGAACACUAUGUAACAAAGCCACUCAAAUUAAAAGGAAAAGCAAUUCAAGUCACCUUUUCCACUGAAUAUGACACGCUAAUAGACUUACAAGUUGAUGAGAAAACACGAUCACUGAGCUCUUACUCACAGGGGAAGUCUAGCCCAAGAAGACGCAGUUCUCAAAGGGAUAGUCCGAGCCCCAAGAGAAGACGCUCGUCAGAGAGAAGACGCUCGUCAGAGGGAAACCACUCUUCUAGGAGCUCCAGAUCAAAUGAGCGAGAUGACAGACAGUGCUCCAAGGAAAAAUCAAAGACUUCAUCAAAGAAGUCAACCGUUUCCUCACAUUCUUCUACUAACGAUGAAACUACAAAGCCACAAAAUGAGGACGAUGAAGUUAAGAUAAGUGUCAACAGUGACACUGUUGCAAGCAUGGAUUCAGACAGUGACCUUGAAGGGCUAGCAGUUAUAGCAGAUGAUGGGGAAGAAUUGCAGCAUGAUGAUGAUGAGCCCAUAGAUGACCAGAAGAUGGACCAAGAACAGAAGACAUGUGAAGAAGUUGCUCAGCAAGAUGAUCAGACAUCCAGUACCUCAGCAGCUAUGCCUAAACAGGAUGCAUUUUCUGGUGGGGAAGAAGUGAAGCGUUUGACCAGACAAAGCCAGGAGAAUUCGCCUUCAGGGGCAGUGAGCAUUCCAAGUGUUCAUUCAGGUGUUAAAGUAGAGACUUUAGAAGAUGCUUCAAAGACAUCAGGUAGUCUGAAGAAGGACCAAAAGCCAGAAGAGCAAAAAGAUGAAGUCCUGGAUAUAGAGGAGGAGGACUUUGACUUCCCAGAAAGUCUUGAGAACUGCAUCACCUUGGAUGAACUUGUGGAGGAAACAUCUUCAGAUUAUCAAGAAUCAAACGAACAAAACCCUCCAACUCCGACAACUGAGGAUAUACUGGAUGAAGAACCCAAAACCAUAAAUCCCCCACAUCCUUCCUCCUGUAUGGACUCUGAAGAAAACAAUAAACAGUCAGAAUCACCUAACGAAGAAAGCACCGACAGUACAGCUGCCGAGACUAAGGCCUCAGAGCAUGAACCGGUAAAUACAGAUGACCAGUGUUUGGAGCAACAGGACAGAGAGAAAGACACAAAUGGCAUCAAGGAAGAGUUUGGGAAAGUCCUUGAUGUCAGAAAUCUUCCAAAGGCUGAAGACUACACAGAUUCGGAUUUUAUUAACAUUGCAAAGCGAUAUGGAGAAGUAAAGCACCACCUGUUGAUUCGCGAUUGUGGAAAGGGCUUUGUUGAGAUGGUGCAUGCCUCUGAUGCUGAGAGAAUUGCUGCUGAUUCAAAAAAUCAAGAUGUUGCAUUGCGUGGUAACGUCUUGAAGAUUAAAGUCUCUGAGAAAUACAGCAGUUUACCAACAGCAGGAUUCAACCCCGAUUCUGAUUCUGACGAUGAGGAAAAUACUAAAAGAGCAAACUCUAAGGAGUCCACCGAUGAUAACCAGAGUGUUGCUGGAGCUGACACUUUGACUGAGUCUGAAAAACCAAAUGAGCCAGUGGGCACAGAGUUUGUCCGUCCUGUAGUGGGCUACUUCUGUAACCUGUGCAAUGUUAUCUAUGCCAGUGAAGAGGAGGCAAAAGAUGAGCACUGUAGGAGCCCCUCACACCACGAGAAACUGAAGGAGCACAAGAAGAAGAAGAGUGCCUCAGCAUGAAGGUUACAUUGCUCAGUGGAAAUAAAUGUAAUGUGUACGUAAGCACUGUAUACACUGAAGGCAGCUUUUGCUCCUUGAUGUGGUUUUACACUACUUUGCAAAAGGAAGUCACCUCCCCUGUUUUCCUGAGUAGUGCAGGAAAAAUGGACCUUCCCCUGUUUCUCCAGUGUCAGCCUUCUGUUAUGUACUUUCUUAUAAUUCCUCUGUGAGAUUUUGUUCUUUUAUUUUUUUUUAUUUUUGAAAGAAUUAAUAGAAAUUUUUGCUUGGUGUAUUUUGGAGACCUGUCAGCUGAGUUAAGCUCAAAAAAUAUUGUUGAUGUGUUGUUUAAAUAACAAAAUAAAGUGACAGUGACAUACA
Molecule: messenger RNA, 6682 nt
Organism: Colossoma macropomum (tambaqui)
Lineage: Eukaryota; Metazoa; Chordata; Actinopteri; Characiformes; Serrasalmidae
Gene: matr3l1.1
Product: matrin 3-like 1.1
Exons: 27
Coding region: 2684-6325 (1213 amino acids)
Cellular component (GO): nucleus
Molecular function (GO): RNA binding; zinc ion binding
Source: RefSeq, a predicted model, not a curated record